UUAUUUAGCUGAUGAAUGCUCGGCCCCGCCGCUCAGCAGCACCAGGAAAUGGAGGCUCUGUCGUGGAGAUGAGCUGCAGAGAGAAGCAGCAGCAGCAGCAGAACUGGGAGGAGAAACCACCGACUCACAGGCAGCAACAGGCGACGACUGUCAGCACUUUGAGGUUUAGUGCAUCAGCGGGUGAAGAUGAGCGACGCAGAUCAGCCCAAAGUUGAACUUUUUGUGAAGGCGGGGAGCGACGGUCAGAGCAUCGGCAACUGUCCUUUCUCCCAGCGUCUCUUCAUGGUGCUGUGGCUGAAAGGAGUCACCUUUGAUGUUACCACAGUGGAUAUGAAGAGGAAGCCAGACAUCUUGAAGGACCUGGCUCCCGGUGCUCAGCCCCCCUUCCUGUUGUACGGCAGCGAGGUGAAAACCGACACCAACAAGAUCGAGGAGUUCCUGGAGGAAAAUCUCUGCCCUCCAAAGUAUCCCCGUCUGGCUGCUCGUAACCCAGAGUCCAACACAGCAGGCAUGGACGUCUUCUCCAAAUUCUCUGCUUACAUUAAGAACUCAAACCUCAUGGCCAACGAAAAUCUAGAGAAAGGCCUGCUGAAGGCUCUGAAGAAGCUGGACGACUACCUCGGCUCCCCACUUCCUGACGAGAUCGACGAGAAUAGCGCAGAUGAAGUCACUUCCUCUUCCCGCCCCUUCCUGGACGGCCAAGAGCUCACUCUGGCCGACUGUAACUUGCUGCCUAAGCUCCACAUCGUGAAGGUGGUGUGUUUGAAAUACAGAAAGUUCAACAUCCCCGAGUAUCUAACAAACCUCUGGAGGUACCUGAACGCAGCAUACGCCCGGGAGGAGUUCUCCUCCACCUGCCCAGUCGACAACGAGAUCCACAUCGCCUACUCCUCUGUAGCCAAAGCUCUCAAGUAGGAGGACGGCAAGGGCGCAUGAACACACCAGCAGAACGACAUGCAAAAAGCACAAAAACAAAACACACCUGCACACACUCUGCAAGCGAUGUGGUCGAUCUGUUCUGACUGAUUUAGACCUUCACUUACGUCUGUACAGUCGUUUCUUGCGGCUGUAAAAGUUUCAUACUGUUAGAUCAUUCUGAUAACGGUUUAUUAUCCUCCUGAAGUCAGUUCAUAUUUGUAAUCUUUGUCCUGAUAAAAUGGACCAUUGAAAGGUCCAUUGAGAAGGAACAGGGAAGCACAGGAGGCAGAUCAACUUUAUCAUCCCAACAUCUGGUUACUUAUCGAUCAUGUCGCUUGCAGACACACACACACUCACACCAUCACACACUUAAAACUACAGCCUUGCUUGUUUUACAGUUUCACCAUCUUUAGAUGCACACUGUAAAGUCGUUUCUUGUUCCCUUCUUGUCGACGGUGGCUACAGUAUUUUCUUUUUUUUAUUGUUAUUGAGGGGAGAAUUUAACAGACACAAAGCUGCCUACGAGAUCAAUCUUUCACUAAAAAAUUGCAAGCCUCACACAAGCUGAUACAACUCUAUUUUCAGUCUUAGUAGUAAGGAAAUGUUUUUUUUUAGGUGGCACACACACACACACACACACACACACACACACACACACACACACACACACACACACACACACACACAUACACACAUACACAUACAGCACCAGCUCACCUGCCAAAGUGUCUUUUGUGGUUUGUCUGUAAUCACACAUACUUCACAUUUAUACUUUACUAUUUCAUAACCGAGGGAACAAGGCCUUGUACAGUAUAAGAUUUCUUUUAUUGAAGCCAACAUUUAUUUAAACAGCUUUUUAUUCUUCAUAGAGCGCCUCAGAGAGAAGGAGGGAGGGGGGGGUGCAGAGAGCGGGUCUGAAAACGGUUACAGAGACAGGAAACGGUUUCAAUAGACUCAGGGCUUCCUCUUUCUGUUCUCCCACAUGCAGGCGUGAAGGAUUAAUUGAGAUUACCGAGCUUGUUUGUGAUCCGCUGCGAGGGCCUGUUGCCAACAAUUUGUUUUGUUCUGCCUGACAUGUAUGAAGGAUCCUGUUUUAGUGUCAUAUAAAAGAAGGAGAUCAGGUUUUUAGUGUAUUGAAGUGGAUAAAGAGGUUGGAGUGUUGCAGUGAAAGCACUUGUCCUGCCUCCUGCAGGCAUGAGGCCUGACUGUUGCAUGAGGGGAAAAAACAGUAGGAAGUUAAAU
Molecule: messenger RNA, 2160 nt
Organism: Lates calcarifer (barramundi perch)
Lineage: Eukaryota; Metazoa; Chordata; Actinopteri; Centropomidae
Gene: clic1
Product: chloride intracellular channel 1
Source: RefSeq, a predicted model, not a curated record